Molecule: messenger RNA, 1422 nt
Organism: Fusarium vanettenii 77-13-4
Lineage: Eukaryota; Fungi; Ascomycota; Sordariomycetes; Hypocreales; Nectriaceae
Exons: 4
Coding region: 1-1422 (473 amino acids)
Biological process (GO): transmembrane transport
Cellular component (GO): membrane
Molecular function (GO): transmembrane transporter activity
Source: RefSeq, a predicted model, not a curated record
AUGUUUAGCUGGGAAAAGUUUCUCUCUGCGAAGCCGUCUCUGGACGUUCCAAGUCUGGAGACGGUGGAUCUCAAUGACAAGGAGAUGGAGAAGAGGAUCGUCAGGAAGCAAGAUAUCCGUAUCCUGCCCUGGAUCUGCAUCACCUACCUGCUGAACUACCUCGAUCGAGUUAACCUGGGUAAUGCACGCACACUCAACAAUGACACCCCCGAGGACAACAUCGUGGCCCAGCUCGAUCUCACCGGCCAAAAGUACAACAUCGCCGUGGCCCUCUUCUUCGUCCCCUACGUCCUGAUGGAGUUCCCCAGCAACAUUCUCCUCAAGUACUUUUCGCCCAGCAAGUGGAUCUCGAGAAUCAUGGUCUCGUGGGGAAUCGUCACCAUCUGCACCGCCGCCGUUUCGACAUAUGCCGGUCUUCUGAUUGUCAGAAUCUUUCUCGGUCUCGCCGAGGCUGGUUUCUUUCCUGGUGUCAUGAUGUACCUUUGCUUUUGGUACAAGCCAGAGGAGCGAGCGACUAGAAUGGCCAUCUUUGCUUCCAGUGUCGCAGUCGCCGGCGCUUUUGGAGGUUUGCUGGCUACUGGCAUCUCUUUCCUCAACGGAAAAGCUGGCUUGGCCGGUUGGCAGUGGCUGUUUGUCCUGGAGGGCAUUCCCGCUGUUAUUGUUGGUGUGCUGGUGUGGUUCUGGCUCCCCGAUUACCCCCAGACCGUCUCGUGGCUCUCCCCCGAGGAGCGAGCAUUCGCCGUCAAGCGCCUUGGCCCCUACGCGCCCUCAAUGGGUGACAAGCACUGGGACAGCAAGGUCGCCAAGGAGACCAUCAUGGAGCCCUUUUUCUGGCUCUUCGCCAUUCAGUACUUCCUCAUGACCAACUCGCUCAACGCUUUCGGAUACUUUGCUCCCUCGAUCGUCGCCUCUCUCGGUUUCGAAGGAUACACCGCCCAGCUCCUGACUGUUCCUCCCAACGUCUUUGCCCUGUUCAUCAUCAUUGGCAACUGUCUUCACAGUGACAGGACCAAGGAGCGCUCGAAGCAUGUUAUUGGUGGCUUGGCCUUUGUUGCUACUGGAUAUCUUUUGCUCGCUGUUGUCACCAACUGGCGUGUCCGCUACUUUGCCGUCUUUAUCAUUGCUUGCACCAACGCAGCUGUUUUGCCUUUCGUUGCUCACCGAACGGCCACUGUCCGAGGCUCAACUGCUACUGCCCUGGCCACUGGAGGCAUGAUCGCCAUCGCAAACACUGGCGGUAUCUCUGCUCCCUUCCUGUUCCCCAGCAGCACCUCUCCCAUCGGUUACCGAACUGGAACGGCGGAUGAGGGCGGCAACCUCGAGGUCCUGGACGCGGGCGAUCAGGAUCCCAACCAGGUCAUGAACGAGGCGCUUGCCGUGGAGAAGAAGAAGGAACAGAUCAAGGAUGAUGGCAUGGCUUGA